GCAGGCACAAGAACGCAGGAAGAUGAGUACUGCUACCCGGAUCUCAGCACAUUUGACGCGACGCUCAUUUCCAUGCCAGCGCUGGUUCUGGACAGUUUGUUAGUCAGCGUGAAACUAAACAGCAGGAACAAGAAACAGACGAAUUCUGGGAUGGGUACUAGCAAUAGGAAUGGGUCAUCGCAUCUGAGUAUCCCCGGCAAUAGUGGCGCGCAAUCUGCGCGAAAGCAGGACCAACGAGGCGGCCACGCAGUCGGCAAGCAGCACUCUUCGGGAGGGAGCAAGUCCGCUCUCGGAGUCACAAUCACCACGCCAGCGGGGGCGACGACAAGUCGGCAGAACUACUACGCAGGAGGCGCGAGUAAUCAUAGCGGUCAAAACGCGACGAGUUCUUCCCAGCAACCAAAUAGGACCUUUUGGUGUGGCAAUGACACCUGUCUUGUGGUGCAGCAAGUGCUGCCGGUGUUUCGCAGACUCUGUAUGCGAUUGUACGAGGGGCCAGCUCCAGCAGUGCAACAGCAACAAAGCUCUUCUUCUUACCACUCACAAUCACACCAACUCCCUUCGUUGUUUUCCGCAACGGUCGAGGAUUACGUCGCUGACCUUUUCCCAGAGUACGAAAAAAAGCACCUUCCACGUAUUGUGCAACCACUGGAAUUGCUGGAGCGCGCGGCAGCCCUGCUUCUUUUUCGGCAGAGGGAGCUCGUGUUCUGCGAAAAAGUUUUCUACCUGUUCGGAGUGCGGAAAGAACAGGCACGAACAUCGUUUUCAUCAUCAGCGCUUUCACCACUUACAGCUGCAGUAAAUUCAGAGAUGAAGACAACGGAAGUAGUUGUCGGGGACUUUCGUACAGGAGGCGAUGUUGAGAACAAGUUUGGUGCGAAGAACGGUCAUGACCUUACGCCUGCUUCCCCGGUAGGCGGGGCCGCUGCAGCCUGCUUGUCAGUGGACGAGGACGAUUUUUUGGAAGACGAAACUGACCAGGACUUGUCCAAAAAAACCAUCCGGACUGCGCAGGUCCGAUCCGCGCUGCUCCUCCUCCUACGCGAGCUUCUCGGUACGCUGCAAGAUGUCCACGUGCGGGAGCGCGGGUUUUUGGAGCGAGUGUUUGAUCUUUGGCAGGUCAUUAUUCUGGAGGAGGAAAAGGAGAAAGCUGAGCGCAGUUGUACUAGUGGUCCAAGACACAACAUGAACCACAGAAACAAGAAGCAGCAAUUCAAUUUCAACAACAACAACGGCGAGAUUGUAGUAAACAAAGACAGCGCGCUGACCAGUCCGACCUCGCCGAAAAGCGUGGACAGCUCGGGCCCUGGCACACGACCCCGAGACUCUCAAGAAGAUGAUUCUGAACCGGGAAGUGAAAAUGAAGAUGGAACAAACUUGAAGAAAGCCGUUGGGUCUUUUGCCGAAAACAAAAAGAUUUUUGAAAGCAAAGGCGGUGACGAACAAGUAGCAGAUGAAGUGGAUGUUGACAUGAUAGACACGAAGGCCGCAGCAGCAGAUUCUGUUGUUUUAGGCGGAACGACUAACGACGCAGGAGGUGAUAUUCGCACUGCAGGAAAUAAUGGCCGCGUCGACGAGGACGAUAAAAAUUUGCAUCCAGCAGAUCAACUCCCCACGUUGCUCUCGACCGCAGCGCACGACGUGGCCACCGCGGCCAAGGUGGUCGGUAUUUUCCAGAAAAACGAGGAGGAGUGGAAGGACAGACGGCGGCAGAGUGUGGAAGAGCAGAAGAGCCGGCUGAUUGCUUUGGCCACCCCGCGAACGUUGAAAGUGGUGGAGGAAUGGACCUUUGAGGGGUGUGUAAAGCUUGUGCGGGUGUUGAUCCAGGCGGUCGUCUGGUAUCAGACGGUCGCUUCGACGACGCAGCAACCGGGUGCGAACUUUUCGAAUGUUGGGACAGGAUCAGCAACAAACGGACCUGCAGUAGAGCAGGACACGACAUCGAUCAAGCGCUCCAUCUACCGGUCGUUUGCGGAAGCAGUGCUGAAGGACGCGGCGCAGUUUCUCGGGCGCUGGAAAAAGUUGCAUGCAGCUUCCAAUAGCGGAGGGGGCGGGGCGGGGACGAAUUUGUAGGGUUUUGCAUCUGCAACAAAAAUCCCGAUUAACUCGAAACUGACGAUAUUCUACUGGGCCAAAAAAUUAGAGCGAUUCAAAUAGAAAUACCGAAAAUCAAUAGAAAGGCCAGAAUGCCACCAGUGCAAAACUGGAAAAAAAUUUGGCGAGGAUUUUUGAUCAUCCUACAACCCGAUGAACUACA
Amoebophrya sp. A120 is the source of this 2257-nucleotide messenger RNA. The record is from the annotation of a GenBank genome assembly. NCBI's taxonomy places the organism in Eukaryota, Dinophyceae, Syndiniales, Amoebophryaceae.